UGCAUCUCUGUGCUGAUAGUUCUAAGGUGCUUGUCCGUCAUUCCGGUAUAAAGAGCCAGUCGUUACUGGCUGAAGUUUAAGUGUUAAACUGUAUAAAAGAAAAAAAAAAGACAAGUUUUUUUACGAAGUUAUUUAAGUGUUGUGAGAUAACUACUUACUGGAGGGAUGACGUCCUCGACGUUGGUUCUGGCGAUGCUGGUGUUGGCGGUGUCGGGGAAGUCCAUCGACAACCCGGCCGAAAACCCCGACCGCCCGGCGGGGAUGGAGAUGGCGGUCCCAACCGUUGUGGAGACGGUCAAACGGGACGGUAAAUCGCUGGCGUUGCCCCCACCUGUACAGGUGACCUCAGGCGUGAUAACCGUCCUGGGAGAUGCCCGGAAAGGUCGCGUCAUCGAAAUCGGGGAUGACGGCAUACCCAUCAUCCACGGUGUAAGGGAGCCCGAUGACCCCUCAGAUACCAAGGUCUACAGGAAUGCCAGAAUCAUCAAUAAUAAGCUCAUAACGCCAGAAGACGAGCUCAGGAUGAACGGCAUCAAAGGCCGCGCCCUUUCCACGCAUUCGAACGAGAGAGCCGGUCAUGACCGCACAGCUCGCAUACUGACCGAGGACUCAUCAGCGUCCGGUCGUGCUGUUUCUGGCUCGGGCUCAGGCUCAGGAUCUGGGUCGUGGAUUUUCAGAGAUAAUCCAACCAGGGAGGGCGUUAUCGCCCCAGUGCCUUCAAGAGGCCACUCUACUUCAGCUGCAGGAUCCAGAGGGGCACGAAAAUACCCUGCCUUCUACUACAGGAAGUACUAUAAUAACGAGAGGGUUGGUGUCAUCGCGGAGUCAUCAUUUGAGGAUGACAGUCUGUCGACCUCUUCGGAGAAGGUGGUAAGCUACAGCUACCUGGCUGCUCCCAACGGAAACUCUCGCUCUGACACAUCCCGAGGCAGCUCUUCAAAUGAUGUCGUGUACGGAACAGGAUCCGCAGCUAAGCCGCCAUCUCAGGGCGCUUCUGCGGGCGUGUCCCUCCAUACGGUGGAGGCUCCAUCUCUCGUAACGGCUGAGAGCGUCAGUGUCCCUGUGCAACAUCAGCCUGUCCUUGUGCAACGCCAGGAUGCCCCUGUGCAACACCAGUCUUUUGAACCAUCUCUGAAUGUCAUAGGGGUAUCUGCCUCCAAUGAUGUCGCGACUUCGUUGUCGAAUCCCGUUCCCUUUGGGCCCGCGUCUAAUCCUUCUGAAAGCUUCGCCGUGCACCAGGUCCCACUCCAUGAACAUGGUCACAGUCAGUUCCACCACCUGCCCAUCACCCCUCCCCCACACGCCCCACCUACUGUUUUCCAGGCCGAUCACAGCAACUUCAUAAUUAAGGACACUACUUUCCAGGCUCACCCCGGGGCACCCACGUUCACCAUCCCUAUUCCAAUUCCAACGCAACAGGCGCAAUCCAUACGUCGUCGCCCCUUCCACAGGAACAAUAUUAAGGCUUCUUCAGAAGUUGUAGAACAUGCGCUGUCUGCCACAGGAGAUCUCUCCUAUACCAGUUACGACCCGUACGACAUUGUGCAAGAGCCCUCGACUAAGAAGCCUAUCUAUAAGAAGAUGAUUGAACCCUUCAUGAAGGCCGGAGAGAAACUCUAUGAGAUGGCAUCUCCUGUACUGGACCCAAUGUUCAACGUUGGAAGCAGGAUUUCCCACAGCCUGGGAAUUCAGAGCGACUCGGAGCCAUUUUCCCUGUUGAGUAUGAACGAUUACAUCAGCAGGACAGUGGACGGCGGGGGUGUUCCAGUGGUGGCUGGAGUUGCUGCCCUGACUGCCAUUGCGAUUGGCGCCAUUGCUGUGGCCUCCUCGACUAACGUCACCAUCGGAAAGCGCUCUCUGGGUGACCCAGUGGAAGAUUUCAUGUACCAGAUGCUAGAUCCAUACCCCACGAGAGAGCCAACACUUCUGGACCGUCUGGAACAAUAUACGUCCUGGACAGAAUCGAAAUGCUCCAAGAGGAUUUUCUGUGACGUCAUGACCUACGUUGGGGACGACUACCUCUACAACGUCGAGAAGCGUUUGGAUAUGUUCCUGAGAGUACUGAACAGAGGCAGCGCAGAGGAAUCAGCAUUGAAAAAGACAGCCAAUGACGUCAUGUCAGCCGUACGGAGUCACAACUGUGGAGUUUUCAGUUGCGGCGGGAGCGGUGUUGAUGCGUCGCAAGUCUCUCAUUCUUCAUCGGGCCCACGGUAGUGGUCCCAGGUUGCUGUUAGAUCUCAUUUUUGUUUCCUUGUGGGUAUAUCACGUCACAAGACAGACACCAUAACUUCUCUUCUGGGGCAUCUGAUUAAUGGAGGAGUUUCAUAGGUGGCUGUUGUACAGACAUGUAUAGAACCACGGGAAAGGAUUUUGAAUUUGCGUUGGUCACAACGGCGGUCUCUACGGUCCCUUUACACUAGCUGACCUGUCCAGCGACACAUCGGCUGCUGCGUCUGUCAAGACUUUACAUUACUCAGACAACAUGUGAAUUCUACCCAAGAGAUCUCAUUUUGAAGACUUAACGACAGAUGUUUCAACAUGUCAAUUGGUCGUUAACACCCUGUACAUUUAGAUACCGGUCGAUUCGACACGCAAGACAGGCAAACCUCUGACAAGUACGCUAAUGUGAAGGACCCUUAAAAGGAGAUUUUUUAUUCUCUUCAUCGAUGGUAGGUAGAGCACUUCAGUCCUAGGUGCCUCAUGAGGUAAACAGAAACUACUAAUUUAUUUAUUUGAUCUUUGAAAUCUCUCCCCGUUUCCAUUACCUUUACAGUAAUGUUCAAGCACUUCACUUUUUUUCACAAACUGAUCCCAUGUGUACAAGGCUAGUCCAUUGCUGUUGGGUCAAUGAUGUGUUUUGUUUGUCAGUAUUUGUUGUUUUUACUUAGGAAGUAACUGUAUAAACUGUUGUAUUUUACUUAGGAAGUAACUUUAUAAACUGUUGUAUAUUUUUCUGAAACUUUUCACCGUAUAUUUUUCUGAAACUUUUCACCGUAACUCAAGUUUGGGGAAGAUAACUAUAUAAAAAGUAUAUAUAAUACUACAGAUUUGGAUGGUGUGAGCUGGGCAGAUGAAACUUAGCGCUCACUUGCUGAAUAGAUUCCUGCUCGUGUAGUUAAAGAGAUAUUAGAAAACUUUCCUGUUAUCAGUAAAGUUGUAUAAACUAUAAAAGUGACAUCAAGAAGGAAAAAUCAGUGACGUUCUGACCACAGAAUUCACCUGCAGUGGUAAACAAUACACACUGCAUUCCUCAGAACGGGUACUAAGUUUUAUAGAAGACUUUAGUGGAUAUGAAAGAAGCGGAUGCAAAUUUCUUAAUUACAUCUACCAAAUUUAAUCACUUUCAGUCGUGGCAUUUUGGUACCUGGCUAUGCCACUACUCUGAGAUCCAACCUCUGACCGUUACAAAGAUAAUGAAACUACAAAUCACAAGCAAGCAGCUGAACUACCCCGUUUAUGGAUGAAGUGCCUAGUUAGCAGUGACAGGUCAUAGUUCAACAGUAAAGCUAUAUUUCAUAGCCUUCCCUUAAACAUGAGUGUACUAAGAUUCUCUCAAGUUGUUUUUUCCUGUGUGGGUGCUCAAUCGACCCGAGGAAAAUAUGGUUCAGAUUCCUGUACAGUCGUACAUCCAAUCUGGAUGUUUGGCUGGAAAGUACAAUAUUUUGUAAAUAUGCAUUGUUACCAUUAUAUAUAACCGUUCUCUUGUUCCUGUACGCCAUAUUGUGCAGACACUUGCCAUAUGUUAUAUUGUUUCCACUUUUGUAAUAUAUUAUAAUUAUCGUCACAAUCUAGUUUUGUUUGUAGAAUCUCAUACUUCACUUGAUCCAGUCGUUUUUCAGUAAGUCUACUGCACAAUGCUGAGCAAAUGUAAGCGUUGUUCACCAAAUAUUAACUAUGAGUUUAAGUUUAGUUUCAGCUUAUUGGACUCGGCACCUAAUGACCAGUUGAAAAUGAUCCUCAAAUAUAUUUUGUCCAGACUGAGGUAAUUGCGAUGUAGGCAGUAAAAGAAACUUCAGAAAGACGGUAUGUCGCAAUACAAACGUCAUAUACGUAUCAUUUAUGUUGCAAAACUACUUCUGAAAAGAAUUACAUAAUUCUCAUCAUUCUGAGAAAACAACAAAUUGUUCCAUGUUAUAAUUUUUUUUCCGAUUCUAGCAAUAUUGAUGAACAGUAACAAAAAACGACUCUUCUUUAAUCAAAUAAUCCCUAUUCAGAAAGGUUUCGUCCAGCAAAUGAUUUUAUUUCUAGACUUCACAGAAAAACUCUUUCCAUGACAGAUCUGGGAUAUUUUCCUCACAUAAAUGAGGAUCCCAAUUAUUAACAAAGUUCUUCAUAACUGCUCCGGAUUUUAUUUAUAUAUCCUCUUCUGGAUAGAUAUUAUUCAUUCUUUUGAAAAACGUCUAACUUGCUGUGUUGCUCUCAUCGCACAAUAAAGAAUACAGCGAAGAUGGUUAUUCUUCAAGUUCCUCCACUUUUUACGUCACCGGCUGGUCCGUGUAUACUAUCAAGCAUUUUGUAAUAAAAAGUCCUGCGUGA
Messenger RNA from Macrobrachium nipponense, 4536 nucleotides. RefSeq lists its product as uncharacterized. Bases 166 to 2214 code for a protein of 682 amino acids. Lineage: Eukaryota; Metazoa; Arthropoda; Malacostraca; Decapoda; Palaemonidae. The transcript has 12 exons. The record is from RefSeq and is a predicted model, not a curated record.